Messenger RNA from Mycotypha africana, 387 nucleotides. RefSeq names its product vacuolar transporter chaperone 1. Gene Ontology annotation, cellular component: vacuolar transporter chaperone complex; fungal-type vacuole membrane. The transcript is spliced from 2 exons. The record is from RefSeq and is a predicted model, not a curated record. Lineage: Eukaryota; Fungi; Mucoromycota; Mucoromycetes; Mucorales; Mycotyphaceae. Bases 1 to 387 code for a protein of 128 amino acids.
AUGUCCAAUAACAAUAAUAACAACACAAGUUUAGAACCUACUUCCGGUAAACGCAUCGCUCUUCCUGUUCGUAUUGAACCCAAAGUUUUCUUCGCCAAUGAACGUACCUUUUUGUCCUGGUUAAACUUCACAGUGGUGCUUGGAGGUUUAGCAUUGGGUCUGCUUAACUUUGGUGAUCGUAUUGGUCGCUUGUCUGCUAUUUUAUUUACUAUCAUUGCAAUGGGCGUGAUGUUAUACGCCUUAUAUACUUUCCAUUGGCGAGCAACCAAAAUCAGAAAUAGAGAAGCAGCAGCCUAUGAUGAUCGUGUUGGCCCUACUGUCUUGUGUAUCUUUUUGCUGAUAGCGGUUUGCGUGAAUUUCUAUUUGCGUAUGGGUAGCAAACAUUGA